Haliotis rufescens (red abalone) is the source of this 872-nucleotide messenger RNA. RefSeq lists its product as uncharacterized. The transcript has 4 exons. The record is from RefSeq and is a predicted model, not a curated record. NCBI's taxonomy places the organism in Eukaryota, Metazoa, Mollusca, Gastropoda, Lepetellida, Haliotidae. The coding region runs from base 75 to 428 and encodes 117 amino acids.
ACAGACUGGUAGCUAACUCGUUUUGGAAGAAUCCUAAAAGAUCAACGAGGAAAUUGUGCUGGUUCGCUGGAGAAAUGUCAAGAGAUGAGGCAGAAGGAAAGUUGGAUGGGAAAGUACCAGGAACAUUCAUGAUCAGAAUGAGCGCGACUCAUAGGGAAGAAGGAAGUUUUGUGCUGUCACUGGUCAUGGCUGAUGAAACCAUCGAACAUUUCCUCAUCGAGGGACAUCCAUCACAAGCAGUACAAUCCAAUCCUUUCAGUCUGUGUUUGACGUUCCAAGGUCACACAUUUUCUGGUUUACCAGAUUUAGUGAACGAAUACCUUGUACGUACAGAUAUAUCGGAUGGUGACCCCGACAAUGGGACAAGGUGUCAGAGAGUGUGCUCGGACCUUCCGUACAACGGGAUUCUGUCCAGUUACAAGAAAUAACUUAGUCAGACAGUGGUAUCAGCGCAUGAUCCCAGUCAGAUCUAAACACAGGAGCAUGCCUGGUCGUGAUAUGUUUUCUACAUGCAUAGGCGUUACCUGACAUGCAUUACAAUAUGUACAUUUUACUGUAUGUUAUGCAUAGAUUAAGCAGCUCCUUGUAAAUGGGGAAGAGAUUGCUAUAUUGAAUUCCAAGCUAGAGACAUGAUAUUUAUUGUUUUUAUGCUGGACUGGCCUUUGGAAUGCUCUUGAAACACAAUUAACAUUGGAGGUUGUGUACACAGUAGUUGGACGCAAUUUGGUAAUGUGCCCCUAAGGGUAAUUCUUAAGGUAAUUAAUUCUUUGUGUACUGAAGCAACCCCUGUGUUUAUAUGACAUGUUUGUAAGAACAAAUGCAACUGGAAAUAAUACAAUCAAGUGAAAAUGAUGUCAAUGUCUUAUUAUACA